GUCCCCUACUCGUGUCUCAUUUUGAUCAUCAACAUAUUACCUGCUCGUUCUCCAUGGUAUAAGCCGAUCCUGAUGUCAGAACACCAUCUACAAGCCACCCACUCGCCCUAAUCCCCGCGUAUCCCAUCAUGGGGUCGCCUCACAUGCUCAUGCCACUGCGGCGGCGUCCGUGGACUUGUCGCACGUGUUUGUCCCAGGCCCGACGCUCACUGAAGACUGCUGCCGCACACCGUCCCGCUAGAGACUACACGCCCACCAAGAAUGAUCACCAGAAGAAAACCGAGGAUGAGACUCUCCGACGCAUGUUCGAUUCGCAGCCCUUCUGGCGGGAGUUCUCUCGGAGCAGUGCUGCCCAGUUGAAACCCACCGGGCUGGUUCAAAACCAAUACCUUACCAGCCCAGAUGGCUUCCGCGUCUUCGCUACCUCCACCCUGCAGAAAUGCCAGGCGAUCGUCACCAAAGUGCUCGCCGCCUCGACCUUGAAAGAAUACCAGACCAUGGCCCGUGAUCUCGACCGACUCAGCGACCUGCUGUGUCGGGUGAUCGACUUGUCGGACUUUAUCCGGGUUAUUCACCCGGAUCCGCAGGUGCAGGAGGCGGCCACGCAGGCAUAUGCGCUCAUGUUUGAAUACAUGAACGUUUUAAACACGACCACGGGUCUGAAUGAUCAGCUGAAGAAGGCAGCUGCCAACCCGUUGGUCACGGCACAUUGGUCGGAGGAGGAGAAGAUUGUGGCGCAGAUCCUUAUCAAGGAUUUCUCUAACUCAGCCAUUCAUAUGCCUCCAAACGAGCGACAGCGGUUCGUCAACCUAUCGACAGAGGUCAGCCAGCUAGGGUCAGCCUUUGUCAAUGGCGCCGAACCGGCCCAGGCUAAAGUGUAUGUCGAGGCCAAUAACCUGCGCGGCUUGGACCCCAUGCUGGUGCACAAGAUGAAGCGGUGGGGGACUCGCACCAUAUCCGUGCCGACUAUGGGUCUCAUCCCGCGAAUGGCGCUGCGAUCGGUCCACAUGGAGGACGUUCGCCGAGAGAUCUACCUGGCUACGCGGACGUCGAGUCCGAAUCAGAUCCAGGUUUUGGAGAAGCUGCUCACGAAACGGGCGGAGCUCGCGCAGCUGUCCGGCUUCGAGAGCUUCGCACAUAUGACGCUCCAUGACAAGAUGGCCAAGAGUCCGGAAGCCGUGGCCAAAUUUCUGACGGCCCUUGUCGGCAGCAACCGUGAACUCGUCAAGGAGGAGCUCGCGCAGUUGCAACGCAUGAAGGGCGCCAGUCCACUGCAACCAUGGGAUCACGCGUAUUAUGUGCACGGACGGGUUCAGCAGUAUUCAAUGGCGCGCCGGUCGCGGGAGCUGAACGCAGUACCCGAAUUCUUCUCGCUGGGCACGGUGAUGCAAGGCCUGUCUCGCCUAUUUGAGCGACUGUAUGGAGUACGGUUGGUGCCUCGGGAGACGGCUCCCGGUGAGACGUGGAUGUCGGACGUCCGCCGCUUGGACGUGGUCGACGAGUCCGGCCGACACCUUGCGGUCAUUUACUGCGAUCUAUUUUCGCGGCCCAACAAGCAUCCGAACCCGGCCCACUUCACCUUGCGGUGUGCGCGGGAGAUCUCCGCCGAAGAGGUGGCCGAGUGCGCGACAGUGCUGGACUCGUCGGCGCAUCCCAACGAUGGCAUGGCGACGGCGAUUGACUCGGAGAGCAAGACGCUCCGCCAGCUCCCCACAAUCGCUCUAGUGUGCGACUUUCCCGAGCCCCCCGCGACGGGAGCGGGACGCCCGGCUCUGCUGACUGAGCACAGUGUGCGCACGCUGUUCCACGAAAUGGGUCAUGCGUUGCACUCCAUUCUCGGACAGACGCGAUUGCAGUCCAUCUCUGGAACGCGCUGCGCGACCGACUUUGCCGAGCUGCCCUCGGUGCUGAUGGAGCAUUUUGCCAUGGCACCGGAGGUGCUGUCGCUGUACGCCCGCCACUGGGAGACAGACACCCCGCUCUCGGAGAGCAUGAUGCGGAGCAUGGCCAAAGACCGGUCUGCGCACGCCUCCGUCUAUGGUGCUGUCGAGAACGAGGCCCAAAUCCUCAUGGCGCUUGUGGAUCAGGCUUACCACACGCUGCCGGCGAAUCGGCCGAUCGACAGCACGGCACUCUACCAUCAAGUGGCGACGACGCAUUCCAGCCUGCCCGAUCCCACGGACACGCAGCCGCUUACGUCGUGGCAGGGAUUCUUCGGCCACUUGUAUGGCUACGGGGCCACCUACUACAGCUACAUCUUCGAUCGGGCGAUCGCUAAUAAGAUCUGGGAGGACGUGUUCCGCGGGGGCCAGGCGGCGGUGGAGCGAGACGCCGGCGAGCGGUACAAGAAGGAGGUGCUCCGCUGGGGUGGUGGACGCAAUGGGUGGGAGUGCGUGGCUGGAGUCUUGGGCAGCCAGAACGCGGCCAACGCGGAUGGGCGGUUGGUGGAGGGCGGCGACGAGGCGAUGCGUGAAGUCGGCCGAUGGGGACUGGGGCGCGAUGGAGUCUCUGGGUGAAGGCUCCUUUUUUUGUCUUUCUUGCUUCCACCCCGGCCAGGCGUAACGGUAGCACGGCAGCACGGCAUUUAACGCCACGAGGAUGUUGAACGGUCUGGGUCAGCACGGAUGCUACUGUAGAAGAG
Aspergillus aculeatus ATCC 16872 is the source of this 2641-nucleotide messenger RNA. RefSeq names its product mitochondrial intermediate peptidase. Gene Ontology annotation, biological process: peptide metabolic process. The record is from RefSeq and is a predicted model, not a curated record. Lineage: Eukaryota; Fungi; Ascomycota; Eurotiomycetes; Eurotiales; Aspergillaceae. The transcript is spliced from 2 exons. The coding region runs from base 129 to 2516 and encodes 795 amino acids. Gene Ontology annotation, cellular component: mitochondrion. Gene Ontology annotation, molecular function: metalloendopeptidase activity.